AUGAAGGGGAUCAUGGAGGAGAAGGCAGUGAUCAUAAAAUGGGUCAAGAUGGGCUUCCAAGAGCUCCUCAAGGGAUUGGCCAUGAGAAAUGAUCAUCAGCAAGGCGUAACCUCCACUGAUGCUGGCACACCUGCCAACCCUGGAUCCAACACAACUUCCAGUGAGCACACCAUAGCCAACACUGGAUUCACUGCAACUUCUGAUGGGACCAGCACAACCUCCAAUACUAAAUCCAGCACAACCUCUGGAGAGACCAGCACACCUGCCAACACUGGAUCCAGCGUGACCUCUGGAGGGUCCAGCACACCUGUCAACACUGGAUCCAGCAUGACCCCUAGUAGUUACAGCAUAACCUCUAAUUCCGGAUCCAGCAUGACCCCCAGAAAUUCCACUACAACCUCCAACAUUGGAUCCAGUGUGACCCCUGGAGGGACUGGCACAUCUGUCAACACUGCAUCUAGCACAACCUCUGGUGGGGCCAAUAACGUCUCCAGCACUGGGUCCGGCACAACUUCUGGUGAGAUCAGCACACCUGCCAAUACUGGUUCCAGUAUGACCUCCAGUGAGACCAGCAUAACCUCCAGUGGGACCAGCACAGCCUUCAACACUGGAUCCAGUGCAACCAUAGGAGGCUCUGGUACACCUUCUCCAAAUGGAACACCCACAACUUCCAAUAGAAUUAGCACAAGUGCUAGUACUCCAGUGAAUGACGUGAAGCCCAGUGGGUCCCUGAAGCCAUGGGAAAUCUUCCUCAUCACUCUGGUCUCAGUUGUAGUGGUCGUGGGAUUCUUUGUUGGGCUCUUCUUCUGUGUGAGAAACUCCUUGUCCCUGAGAAAUGUCUUUGAUACAGCUGUCUACCGCCCCCAUGGUCCCAACCUUGGCCCGGGCCCUGGAGGGAAUCACAGAGUCCACCAUAGCCCUAGGCGGACCCCUAACUGGUACUGAAGAAGACCAGUUCCUCAGUAG
This is a messenger RNA of Camelus dromedarius (Arabian camel), 966 nucleotides long. RefSeq names its product mucin 21, cell surface associated (gene MUC21). The record is from RefSeq and is a predicted model, not a curated record. The transcript is spliced from 3 exons. NCBI's taxonomy places the organism in Eukaryota, Metazoa, Chordata, Mammalia, Artiodactyla, Camelidae.